ACUCCCAAAACGGCACCGUCACAAAAAAAACAUCACUGUUUCCACUGAAGAGCCCCGCCUAGAACAAUGCACGAAACCAUUGCCUAAUUUCUCUCAUUCAAAACGGCGUCGCACAGUCACAGUCAAUGCCAGAGUCCAAGUCGGAAAGGUGGCAAUGGGAGAACGCCACCGCAGGCGCCGUUGCCGGAUUCGCCACUGUCGCCGCCAUGCACCCCCUCGACGUUGUCCGUACCAGGUUUCAAGUUAACGAUGGCCGAGUCUCCAAUCUUCCAAGCUACAAGAACACCGCUCACGCUAUUUUCACAAUAGCUCGCUUGGAGGGUUUGAGGGGGCUAUACGCAGGCUUCUAUCCUGCAGUUCUUGGGUCAACUGUUUCUUGGGGUUUAUAUUUCUUCUUCUAUGAUAGAGCAAAACAAAGGUAUUCAAAAAACAAGGGGGAGAAGCUGAGUCCUGGUGAACAUCUUGCUUCUGCUGCAGAAGCAGGAGCUUUGGUUUGUUUGUGCACGAAUCCUAUUUGGCUUGUAAAAACAAGAUUGCAGCUUCAGACACCUCUUCAUCAAACUCGACCAUAUUUUGGGCUUUAUGAUGCUUUAAGAACCAUAAUUAGAGAGGAAGGAUGGAGUGCACUGUACAAAGGGAUUGUUCCUGGUCUUUUUCUACAGGUUUCUCAUGGUGCUAUUCAGUUCACAACAUAUGAGGAACUCCGUAAGGUUAUUGUUGACUUGAAGUCUAAAGGGAGCAAAAAGGAUUCUGAAAGUGAUGAUAAACUGUUGAAAUCAGUUGAUUAUGCUGUUCUGGGUGCAUCCUCAAAAAUUGCUGCCAUUCUUCUGACGUAUCCAUUCCAGGUUGUACGAGCUCGAUUGCAGCAACGACCCAGUAGUGAUGGAAUUCCAAGAUAUAUGGAUAGCUGGCAUGUUGUGAAGGAAACUGCACGGUUUGAGGGUGUUCGAGGUUUUUACAAGGGCAUAACACCAAACCUUCUGAAAAAUGUUCCUGCUGCUUCAAUAACAUUUAUUGUGUAUGAAAAUGUCCUCAAGUUGCUAAAAAAUGCAAGGACGGACUGAAAUUUCUUUUUGUUCUCAGUUGCCCUUUAAUUCUUUCUGUAGCCUACUUUGAUAUUUGUGAGGUUGAAAAUGUGGUGAUAAAAAGUUUUGGCAUGUAGACAAUUCUCUGCAAAUUAUUUGAAGUGCAUCUUUUAGUUUC
Alnus glutinosa is the source of this 1203-nucleotide messenger RNA. RefSeq names its product folate transporter 1, chloroplastic. Gene Ontology annotation, molecular function: folic acid transmembrane transporter activity; FAD transmembrane transporter activity. Gene Ontology annotation, biological process: nucleotide transport; folate import into mitochondrion. The transcript is spliced from 11 exons. Bases 126 to 1064 code for a protein of 312 amino acids. Lineage: Eukaryota; Viridiplantae; Streptophyta; Magnoliopsida; Fagales; Betulaceae. Gene Ontology annotation, cellular component: chloroplast envelope. The record is from RefSeq and is a predicted model, not a curated record.